CUCCUGUUCAUUCGUCCGGCUGGAAGUGUUUUCUCGGCCAGAUUCGUGAUGACGGAGCCUCCGGGCUUGGGCCACACUGAAAAGAAGCGGCUCUUGUCGGGCCGCCUCCGCACCGGCCGACUAGCUUCGUGGUGGAAAAGCCUCCUGCACGAUUACGCCGAAGCCUGCAAAGAGGUGGCUCAGAGUGUCAGGCAGCGGCCGGGGAAAGCGGGCCUCUACAUCUCGCUGCUGGCCGGAGCGGUGGGCUGCAGCCUUCACAGUCCGUGCGAAGAGUCCUUCGAGACCAGCCUCCUGGAAGCCUCGGGCACCCUUCUCCUCCUCUCGCCGUGGACCCGCAGCGCCAGCUCGGAAGGGCACGUUCAGCGACUCAUGAAGCUGAGAAAUCGGGGUCAGCUGCGCUUCCAGAGUCUAUUCUUUUUCUCCCUGGUCUACGAGGCUCCUUUCGAUGUAGGAGUGGACCUUUACCAAGUGCACUGCAAGUACUUGAAACCAUGCUGGACAGACUUUCCCAGCCAGGUCCUGGAUGUCGGCUUCUGGGGGCGCUGGUGGGUUUUGCACACCAAAAUGCAAGAUUCAGACAUUAAUGAUGAGGAGUUUCAACAUCUACCAGAGCAUCUCAGGACAGUUUCUUUCCAUAACCUGCACUCAGAAGCCAAUGAGAAACUUUUUGAGGAGAAGUACAAGCCUGUUGUUCUGACAGAGCAGCAAACCCAGCAAGUAAAAAGGGAGAAUCAAGGGCAGCUAUACUAGUAGUGUAGUUUGGCUGUAGCAUUCUGUCUUCCUCAAAGAUAGUGGAACAAAGUAAAAAGAACUGUUAUAAAUUUCCUCUUUUCUUUUUGGUUGCUGGUAUGUACUUCUAGACUUAGCUAGCCAUGGGGAAUAAAUGCUGCUUGAAAAUGA
This is a messenger RNA of Varanus komodoensis (Komodo dragon), 900 nucleotides long. RefSeq names its product translocase of inner mitochondrial membrane 29 (gene TIMM29). NCBI's taxonomy places the organism in Eukaryota, Metazoa, Chordata, Lepidosauria, Squamata, Varanidae. Gene Ontology annotation, cellular component: TIM22 mitochondrial import inner membrane insertion complex. The transcript has 2 exons. The coding region runs from base 49 to 750 and encodes 233 amino acids. The record is from RefSeq and is a predicted model, not a curated record. Gene Ontology annotation, biological process: protein insertion into mitochondrial inner membrane.